AUGAGCUACACGCCCUUCUCUGCGAGUGUCAACAGACUCGCGGCAUCUGAGUCGGCAGGCAGCAAAGGUGGCUGCGUUGAGGGAGAUGGUAUGAGUUUGGUCAGUUCACCGAGCCAAACCCAAGGGAAGCUUGAACGUGAGGAUAGUUUAGACAAGCCAGUGAAGUUGACUGUAACCAUCAGUUAGCAUCUGCUCCGCCGCGCUGUCCUGAGGUCUGCUCUUUCUGCUCCCAAAACAGCAGCCCAGUGCUCGCUGCGCAUUGCCCCUCGCAAUACGUGGGCUACUUCGAAUCUUAAUGGUGCUGCGGUAAGCUCGCCUAUGGCGGCUCGCUUUAUUUCCAACACCACAGGUCGAUCAUUGAAGGACGACAAGGAGCUGGAAAGCAAGCAGCGCACAGCGGAGGAAAACCUGGACAGGCAAAUUACUGAAGACGCCCGUGAGGAUGUGGAGGAGCAAAUUGCGCAAAGCAACGCCGACAUUCAGGAGGCAGUACAGGAGGUGAUGCGGUUUGCAGAUGAGGAAGCUCGAGAUGGGACUCAGACAAAUCAAAAGAGCAGUUUUGAGGAACAAGUUGCCAGAAGUGAAGCGCAACUAUCAAACUAUGAGAAGCCUGCUUCAUACACCGCGGGCGCCGCAUCAACCUUGCAGCCAGCAAAGAGCGUUUUUGUGCGCAAUCUUGUGUUUGAGAUUACCGAGGAGCAUCUUGAGAAGGCAUUUUCGAAAUACGGCAAUGUCACGCAUACCUUUAUUGCGCGCGACCCUCGUGGGUUGAGCAAAGGAUACGGAUUUGUCACAUUCGACUCUCCAGAGGCAGUACAGGCGGCGUGCCUCAAUGUCAACGGAUCUUUUUGGCAUGGGCGGCGCAUUACUUGCAUACCAAGGCGCAAUGAGGAGAAGGAGCCGCAGCGAAACAAUAAAGGGCCGGGCUACCCGACACAACAACUAUUCAUUGGCAACAUCCCAUACGAGACGACAGACGCCGAGCUUAAUAGGAUUUUCCGAGGCUUGAAAGGCUUGGACGAUGUGCGGGUAGCGGUAGACCGUAACACCGGGUGGCCGCGCGGCUUUGCACACGCAGACUUCUUGACAGUUGAGGAUGCGAUCGAAGCGAAGAAAAAGCUGGAGACCGUCAUGCUUUCCAACCGGAAGUUGAGGGUUGACUAUGCGCAUGGGUUUCCGAGGAGGAUGCGUCGGUCAUCGGUAAGCCAGUCCACAUGA
Messenger RNA from Thermochaetoides thermophila DSM 1495, 1218 nucleotides. The record is from the annotation of a RefSeq genome assembly. NCBI's taxonomy places the organism in Eukaryota, Fungi, Ascomycota, Sordariomycetes, Sordariales, Chaetomiaceae.